This is a messenger RNA of Cariama cristata (Red-legged seriema), 845 nucleotides long. Its product is annotated as angiopoietin-related protein 2-like. The transcript has a single exon. NCBI's taxonomy places the organism in Eukaryota, Metazoa, Chordata, Aves, Cariamiformes, Cariamidae. The annotation marks the transcript as partial. The record is from RefSeq and is a predicted model, not a curated record.
AGUUCUUUGCAGAAGAUUAUUUGACCAGAACUAGAGGAUCACGAUGACAAGAUUCAUCUGUUUAAUGCUAAUAGCUGUUGUGGGAGCUUCUGCAAGCAAAACACAGGAAUUUGAAGACAAUAACGAGGAAACAGAACAAGAAUUCAUUUAUAUGAACAGAUAUAAGCGUUCCAGUGACACACAGGACAAAUGCACUUACACCUUUAUUGUACCUCAACAGAGAGUGACGGGCGCCAUUUGUGUUAAUUCUAAGGAGCCUGAAGUUCUACUUGAAAACAGAGUAAACAAACAAGAAUUACAGUUACUUAACAAUGAACUUCUUAAACAAAAGAGACAAAUAGAAACUCUUCAGCAGCUUGUAGAGGUGGAUGGUGGGAUUGUUAAUGAGGUUAAGCUGUUAAGAAAAGAGAGCAGAAAUAUGAAUUCUCGUGUCACACAACUCUACAUGCAGUUAUUACAUGAAAUUAUCCGAAAACGUGACAAUGCCUUAGAACUUUCUCAACUUGAGAAUAAGAUUUUGAACCAAACUGCAGACAUGUUGCAGCUUGCAAACAAAUACAAAGACUUAGAGCACAAGUACCAACAUUUGAUGUCAAUUGCCAAUAAUCAGUCAAUAAUAAUUGCCCAACUGGAAGAACACUGCCAAAGAAUGCCAUCCAUAAAGCCACUGCCACAAACUCCACAGCCACCAAAUAAAGUGUACCAGCCUCCUACUUACAAUCGCAUUAUUAACCAGAUAUCUACUAAUGAGAUUCAGAGUGAUCAGAACUUAAAGGUUCUGCCACCUACUUUACCAACCAUGCCUGCAGUUACUAGUAUUCCGACUUCAACUGAUAAACCAUCUG